AUGGCAGCGGACGCUCCGCCCCGCAGCCCAUAUGUGGGCCCCACGCGGAGGCGGCGCUCAUUCCGCGGCCGGGAUGCUGCUGCCGCUGGGGCUGGUCGGGCUGCUGCUGCCCGCGGCGCUGGGGGCGGCGCCGGGAGCCGGGGCGCUGCGGGAACUGGAGGCUGCCCUGGACCCUGCGGCCCUGGAGGCGGCUCGCUUCGCCCUGGAGAGCUACAGCCUGGCAGCGGAGCAGCGCGGGGGGCCGGCCCGGCUGGGGGCCAUCCGGCGGGCGCAGGCCCAGGUGGUGAAUGGGAUCAAGUACUAUCUGGAUGUGACCCUGCUGAAGUCACCAUGCAGCCAGUAUGGAUUCACGAACCAGGAUGCCACCAUCUGUGAAAAUUCAGCGGAGCCGGAGCAAAUAUCUUGUCACUUUGAGGUCUGGAGUCAGCCAUGGAUGAACAGGAAGAGGCUGGUGAAGCAGGAAUGUCGUCCAGCUGAGCCAUCAGAGAAGGUCCAAAGUGCAGCCCUCCUGGAGCCAGAGGAGCCGACUCGUGCAAAGACACCAGAAGAGCCAGUUCGCUUGGAGGCCCUUUCCCAGAAUGCAUCCGUCCAGCUGAUCUCACUGUUCAAAGACUUCCUGACCACCUACAAGAAGAGCUACAAGGAUGAAAGAGAAACCGAGAGGCGUUUGCAGAUCUUUGCGGGGAACCUGGAAAAGGCUCGGACGAUCCAGGAGCUGGACCAGGGCACGGCCGAGUACGGAGUCACCAAGUUCAGCGACCUGACGGAGGAGGAAUUUCGCUCCCUGUACCUGAAUCCGCUGCUGGCUAAACUCCCGGCCCGGCCCAUGAAACCGGCUGCCAUCCCCAGCGACCCGCCUCCUGCCGAAUGGGACUGGCGGGAGCGUGGGGCCGUCACUGACGUCAAGGACCAGGGUAUGUGUGGCUCCUGCUGGGCUUUCUCUGUCACCGGCAACGUGGAAGGACAGUGGUUCCUGCGCCGGGGGUCUCUCGUCUCACUCUCGGAGCAGGAGCUGGUGGACUGCGAUGGACUGGACCAUGCCUGCGGAGGGGGACUGCCUUCCAAUGCGUAUGAGGCCAUUGAGCGGCUAGGUGGCCUGGAGACAGAGGGUGACUAUAGCUACGAGGGCCACAAGCAGAGCUGCAGCUUCUCCGCCACCAAGGUGGCCGUCUACAUCAACAGCUCUGUGGAGAUCUCCCGCGACGAGACUGAGAUUGCGGCGUGGCUGGCAAAGAAUGGACCCAUCUCCAUUGCACUCAAUGCUUUCGCUAUGCAGUUCUACAGGAGAGGGGUCUCCCACCCCUUCAGGCUCCUUUGCAACCCCUGGAUGAUUGACCACGCGGUGCUGCUGGUGGGGUAUGGGACACGUGACCGCACCCCCUUCUGGGCCAUCAAAAACAGCUGGGGCAAGAACUGGGGCGAGCAGGGCUACUACUACCUGUAUCGGGGCAGCAGAGCCUGCGGGAUGAACACCAUGUGCAGCUCAGCUGUGGUGGACUAGACACUGCAGGACCUCCCCCACCCCACCUCCCUGUGGAAUCCCCUCCUCUGUGUCUCACUACCCUGCCCCCAGUCACUGCCCCAGCCCCCAGCACCAGCCGUGCUAGGGCCUGCUAGCUUCCCUAGAGCAUAGGAGAGGGACUUGAGAAGGGGGAAGGGCCCUGGCUAAGCUGGGGGAGAUGCCACAGUGUGGAAGCGCAAAGGGGCCGGGGAGAGACUUGACUUGGGGCCGGCUGAUCAGCAGGAUGGGGGAGGCUGUGCCAUGCCACCAGGGGGCGCUCAUGCAUGCAUCUUGAGCCCAGAAGGGAGCCCUCUGCCCUGGAGAAUGCCACCCAGAAAGAGCUGGGCUAGGAUUUCCACUGCAGAAUUUGUCCUUAUGGGCCAUCUCCCAGGGCUGCAUCUUUGCAAGCUCUCCCACUGCUGAGGCUCCUGGCUUUUCCCUCCCCCCUGCCAGCUGAGGUCAGUGGGACAGACUUUGUGGAGUGAAAGGCCACCUAGAGUGGGAUUCUGGUGGCACUGGAGCUGCUGCCCAAUCUAUGCUACAGUCCCUUGGGCCUCCUCCAGCCAUGGGUUUGUGCAAUAUCCUGGAAUGGUGUGCCACUCAUCUCGUGUUCCUCCCACUGCCCCACUGAGCUGGAACCAGGGGUCUUGGCUCCCAGCGCGAGGGCUGCUUUUCAACCCACGCUCUGGAGGCAGCUCGCUCUCUCCUGGCAGAGAAAUGUUCCCCCCCCCCGGUUUGCUUUCAUUGGUGAAUUCAGCACAGUCCCUGCAAGCUGUGCCUGUUCCCAUCGAGGGAGGGCGGGGAGGCACUUUGAAAAGCUGGAAACCCUAAUUUCCAUAUGCCAUUCCUCGCCCUAAUUCUGAUACACUGCCCCUAGCUGGAGCUGCUGCUUCUCUCUGGAACAGGAGCUGGGCCUGCUGGUUUCCAUUUUUCUAGCCUGCCUGGCUGGGUCUAUUACAGGGAAACACUAAGGAUUAUGCUAAAGAUGGGGCAUUAAGCCCAUGAAACUGACCAGUCUGUAGAUUCUGCACCCCUCCCCGCCAAAACCAUUUUUGCUCCUGUCUCAUGUCUUGGGGCAGGGGUUUCAAAAGCUUCAAUUUUGGGGGUGGGACCUUGAAGGAGCCUGGGUUGACAAAGGACAGGCCCUUGAGUCACACUCCCACCCAGCUGUGGCUUUUGGAAAACAUUAAUUGCGGUGCCCCAAAUUCUCCUGGCUCUCAGGGAAAUGGAGGCUGCUUUGCAGGAGGGGAGACUAGACUGCAGGAUACAGCCAGGUUCGGCCCUAGACCAAGGCUGCCCCUAAAUCCGGCCCUGGGUACAGCCAGCUACUGUUUAGCUGAGAUUUCCUCCCCUGGCUCUCCUUUCACUGCCAGGUGGGCAGUCCUCCCUCUGGGCUCCCCUUACAGGCAGAGCGGAAGAAAAGCUCCCUUAAAUUCCAGAGCUCAGUCCUGGCACCAGCUUGCAUGUGAGCAGGGCUGGCCAGCCAAGAAAUCUCUCUUGGAGGCAGCAGUUCUCUGGGAGGGUGGGGGAAGGGAGCUCGGAGCACUGCAUGCUGGGAGUUGUAGUCCACCCACGUCACACACGUGCUGUAUUUUUCAGGUUUCAGAGUAGCAGCCGUGUUAGUCUGUAUCCGCAAAAAGAACAGGAGGACUUGGGGCACCUUUUUCAGCCACUCUGGUGUUGCAAUUUGGCUCUGAGCGAAGAGAAUCCAGCUUUCCUUUAAUGCCAAACUGGCUUUCCCAGACUCCCAGACAGGAGCGUUAAUAUCCUGCCUGGAGCUGGUCAGAAAAUAUUUGAUUUUUUUUCAGUGGAAAGAUGUGAUUUUUUAAUUUUUUUUCAAGAGUGCAAAAAAAAAAAAAAUUGAUUCUGAAAAGGUGCCAAGCUGGGCUCCUUGGUCAGACUGCAUCUCCCAUGAUGCAUUGUAGUCUCCCCUCUUGCUGGCUAACCCCAGUGCCUCAUGGGAGUUGUAGUUUAGGUGCUUCUUGUGCCCAUUCUCCUCUGCAGCUGGGAUCCUUACUCAGGCUAACCUCCCAUGGUACACUGUGCUCUCCCCUUUUGGGGAGGCAAAGGUGGUGUGUCAUGGGAGAUGUAGUCUGGGGAGCACAGUCCGUAAGGGGGAAUAGGGACACAAAGCAUCUGAACUGCACUCCACUGUGGCAUUGUGGUAGCCUGUGGGAACUGGAAUAUUUAAUUGCCAAACUAUUUUGAUUGCCGGGUGUUUGGUUUUUUUGACACAGAAACAAAAACAAUCUAGAUUUUUUUUUCCCACCAAAACCAGAUCGUUUUCACGAAAUAUUCCUUUCGGUGAAAACUUAAUUUCCUGCAGGAAAACCAGCUGGGUCAGACAAUUUUUGCCCAGCCUAUAUGCUGCCUCCACUGCAGCCUUGUCCCUUCCCAUGCAGGGGGUGGGCAGGUGCAGUCUACACUAGGCCUCCUGGCUUCUGCUGCCAGCUCUGCUGCUGCCAAUCUGCGUGGUCUGUGUGCAAGUCCCUUCCCCUUAUCUAUACAGCAAACAUGGGCUAUACCCCCUCCCCGGGGUGCAAAUUCAUAUAGGAAGCCCUUUGUUCAGGCAAAGUGUUAUUGUCAGAGUAGGUGAUCAAAGUUGGGGAAGAUGGGGGGGGAAGCUCUGUGGCUCCCUAUAUCUCCUGCCCCAUCCCCCAAGCACUGGUGUAAGUCCACAGUAGGAUAUGGUCGAAUAGGCCUAGCUGUGAUCUCGCUGCUAAAACCGUUCCAUUACAUUUGAUUCUUUCCGUUUCGCAGAGCCGCACGUAGCACAGGUUGGGGGCUCUGAACGAACGCUGCUAGAGGCUCGCUGCAGUAUUUCCCCUACGGGGGCUCCAUGGUCAAACGCACUUUGAAAGUGGAUUUGCACAAGGCAAGGGGGCAGUAGCCUUUUGUGAUUCUGCUUUAUGCCUGCCCGGGAAGGAUCUAGUCCUCCCGGUGUGUUACUGAGUGACUGGGGUUUUAGUGCCAUAUGUCACAUCGUCACCAGCCCAGAUCUCUCCUAAGCAAUAAAGAAAAGCCUGCAGGUUGUUGGGUUUUUUCCCCCUCCAUUCUGGAAACUCAGGACUGAAUUAGCUGAUCGGGGUUUCUGGCUCACGGACUGAAAUGGCACAGAAAGGGGGCUGGAGUUCUGAUCCUUUGUGGGACUGAACCCCUGCUUAAAAGCACGGGCACUUGUCCCAGAUAGACCACAGCAAGGAAGCUAAAUGUGCAGGUAGGACGAAAGUUCAGCGCACCAUGGCCUACCUCCCAGACGUGGGAGGAACAACGGGCUGCGGUUUGUUAAGCACUUUGCUUUUGGAGGAUGCUGUUACAAGCGGAGGAGCAAGGAGGGGGUCUGUGAGAGGCUUUUUGGUGGCAAAGCUGGAUUUUCCCCCUUGUCGUUUGCACGGAGAAAAAUUCUGCAUGGUUUGUAACAGAAAAAUGCGAAGGGCUGUUCUAUGCUGUUACAAGCGGAGGAGCAAGGAGGGGGUGCGUGAGAGGCUUUUUGGUGGCAAAGCUGGAUUUUCCCCCUUGUUGUUUGCACGGAGAAAAAUUCUGCAUGUUUUGUAACAGAAAAAUGCGAAGGGCUGUUCUCUGUGCCCGAUCUGUGCACCUGGAGGAGAGGGAGGGCAGGCUGGGCCUGCCACAGAGCAGUUGUAGCAGGAGCUCAGAGCGAUGCUGUAGGGUUUGAUGUUCCUUGAUCUGCGUUGUACACUAAUAAUAAAUGAUGAACCCAG
Chelonia mydas (Green sea turtle) is the source of this 5223-nucleotide messenger RNA. It is a transcript of the gene CTSF, whose product is annotated as cathepsin F. Gene Ontology annotation, molecular function: cysteine-type endopeptidase inhibitor activity; cysteine-type endopeptidase activity. Bases 32 to 1501 code for a protein of 489 amino acids. The record is from RefSeq and is a predicted model, not a curated record. Lineage: Eukaryota; Metazoa; Chordata; Testudines; Cheloniidae. Gene Ontology annotation, cellular component: lysosome. The transcript has 14 exons.